AUGUACAAAAUCGAGCCUAUGCUUCCUAGCGACAUUCUUUCGUUGGAUUGGAUAAACCUGGACGAGACAUCUGAAAGCUUUCCUUUUAGCUAUUAUCUCUACUACUUAAUCAACUACAGCGAGGACUGCAUCAUCAUUCCCUCAUUGUUGGAAUACGAGACGUCCUUUACAUACAAGAGAGAUAUAUAUGGAUACAUGAUAGGAAAGCUGGAAGAGAAGGACGGCGUUAUAAGUGCACAUGCUUCUGCAGUUUCUGUCGCUCCUUCCUAUAGAAGAAAUCGCUUUGGAAAGAUGUGCAUGGAUGUGAUGGAGAAGAGUGGGGACGUUUACAACGCAUACUUUGCCGAUUUGUAUGUUAGAGAGGGAAACACAACUGCAAUUGAAUUUUAUAAAAAGCUAGGAUAUGUUACUUAUAGAAAGGUGUUCAACUAUUAUGUCGAUGGGGCCGAAGAAAAUGCUCUUGACAUGAGGAAAUCGCUGAAGAUGGAUAAAGAUAAGGUAUAUAUGGCGAGGGGCGUGGACAUUCAAGCCUCUAAGCUAAGGUAA
This is a messenger RNA of Encephalitozoon cuniculi GB-M1, 546 nucleotides long. Its product is annotated as peptide alpha-N-acetyltransferase complex B subunit NAT3. The record is from RefSeq and is marked provisional. Gene Ontology annotation, molecular function: protein-N-terminal amino-acid acetyltransferase activity. Bases 1 to 546 code for a protein of 181 amino acids. NCBI's taxonomy places the organism in Eukaryota, Fungi, Microsporidia, Unikaryonidae. Gene Ontology annotation, biological process: N-terminal peptidyl-methionine acetylation. Gene Ontology annotation, cellular component: NatB complex. The transcript has a single exon.